Messenger RNA from Sporothrix brasiliensis 5110, 2244 nucleotides. Its product is annotated as acetoacetyl-CoA synthetase. The record is from RefSeq and is a predicted model, not a curated record. Lineage: Eukaryota; Fungi; Ascomycota; Sordariomycetes; Ophiostomatales; Ophiostomataceae. Gene Ontology annotation, cellular component: cytosol. Gene Ontology annotation, molecular function: acetoacetate-CoA ligase activity. The transcript is spliced from 2 exons. The coding region runs from base 1 to 2244 and encodes 747 amino acids.
AUGGCUGUUUCACAGACCCAGGCGUUGCCGCGAAAGCUCUGGGAGCACCCUGAUCCUACGAGUACGGAGAUGUACAAGUUUCUGCAGAAGAUCAACAGCAAGCAUGCGUUACAUCUCAAGGUUCGUGCCGCAAAUCUACCAAUUUCUCCCACCAUCGGCUGGAAGCGUCGUAUCGAGUUCUCAGUUGAGCGCCGCUCCGACUUCUGGUCCAUGCUCUUUGACGACGCCAACCUGAUCCAUGAGGGCACCUACCGUCGCGUCGUUGACGAGGCCCUGCCCAUCGACGCCGUGCCGCGCUGGUUCGACGGCGUGCGCCUCAACUUUGCCGAGAACAUGCUCUACACGCGCUCACGGGCCCCAGGCGCCAGUCCCAGCGCCACCACGACCGUUGGCAAGGAGGACGACCGCAUCGCCGUCACCGAGGUUCGCGAGGGUGACGCCCGGGAGCAUACGUGCCAUGUGACGUGGAGCGAGCUGCGCCGUCGGGCCGCUCAGCUGGCUGCUGCCAUGGCUACGCAUGCCGGUGUGAAGCGCGGCGACCGUGUCGUUGUGGUUGGUGCCAACAGUGUCGAGACGUUGCUCGUGUGGCUGGCUACCUGCUGGCUCGGCGGCCUUUUCAGCAGCAGCUCGACGGACAUGGGUGCCAGGGGCAUUCUGCAGCGCACUGUGCAGGUCAACCCCAAGCUGCUGUUUAUGGACGACGUGGCCGUCUACAACGGCAAGACGACGGACCUGCGCCCCAAGAUGAAGCAGGUAGUGAGCGGCCUGCGUGCCGAAUGCAGCGCCUUUGCGGGUGCCAUUGCCAUCCCGCGCUUCACAGAUCCGCGGGACGUGACAGACCUAGAUGCUACCCGCUGGACUGAUUUUGUGGGCACGGCCGUGGACCUCCCGCCGCCGCCGUUUGCCCGUGUCGACUUUGCCGACCCAUUCCUGAUCUGCUUCUCGUCGGGCACCACCGGCACCCCCAAAGCCAUUGUCCACUCUGUGGGCGGCCUGCUGAUCAACUACUACAAAGAGGCCAUCUUACAUGAGGGGAUGAGCCCAGACUCUGUCACGAUGCAGUUUACCACUGUCGGCUGGAUCAUGUACGUCGCAACGGUCGGUGUGCUCGUUUUUGGCUGCCGCACUGUGCUGUACGACGGCUCACCCUUCCAGCCGGACCCAGCCGUCCUCGUCCGCCUCGCGGCUCGAGAGCGUGUCACAAAGCUCGGCCUUAGUCCCCGCUGGAUGCUCGAGAUGGUCCGCCACAACAUUGCGCCCCGUGACAUCGCCGACCUGUCUGCCCUCCGCGUCGUCACAUGCACCGGCAUGGUGCUCUCCCAGGAGCUGCAGAACUGGUUCUACGACACCGGCUUUGGGCCCAAGGUGCAUCUAGCCAACAUUUCGGGAGGUACUGACAUUGCCGGCUGCUUCGGCAUCUGCAACCCGCUGACGCCAGUGUAUGUGGGAGGUGCCCAGGGCCAGAGUCUGGGUGUUGAUGUGCGCCUGUUUGACACGACAUCGGACGUCGAGAGCAAGGACUCCGCGUAUUUCAAGGGUGUCCAAGUGCCCAGCGGCGAGCCCGGCGAACUCGUGGCGGUGAAAGCCUUCCCCAACAUCCCCUGCUUCUUUUGGAACGACAAGGGCAGCGGCCGCGUCGAGAUGGAUGCCAAGGGCACCAUGGUCCUGCGCACCGACCGUGCUGCUGCACCCGAGGGCUCGCGCUACCACGAUGCCUAUUUUGGCCGGUUCCGGCACGUCUGGGCCCAUGGGGACUUCUGUUCGAUCCACCCAGUCACUGGUGCUCUGGACUUUUUGGGCCGCGCCGACGGCGUGCUCAACCCGUCCGGCGUGCGAUUCGGGUCGGCCGAGGUCUAUGCCGUGCUCGAGCGCAACUUUUCCGACCGUGUGGCUGACUCGCUGUGUGUGGGCCAGCGACGGCCCGGCCGCGAUGGCGAUGAGUCGGUCCUUUUGUUCCUGCUGAUGCGCCCCGGACAAAUUCUGGACGCGAAACUGGAGACCGACGUCCGCGGCGCCAUUGCACGCGACCUGUCGAAGCGUCAUGUGCCCAAGUACAUCUUCACAACGCCGGCCAUCCCGACGACGAUCAACAUGAAAAAGGUCGAGCUGCCAGUCAAGCGCAUUGUGUCGGGCGAGCGCAUCACGCCGAGCGGUACGCUGGCAAACCCGGAAAGUCUCGACUACUUCUACCCUUUUGCCGAAAUCGAGCAAGUCGUGGGCAAACAGUCCAAGGCGAAGCUGUAA